Messenger RNA from Saccostrea cuccullata (small rock oyster), 790 nucleotides. RefSeq lists its product as uncharacterized. NCBI's taxonomy places the organism in Eukaryota, Metazoa, Mollusca, Bivalvia, Ostreida, Ostreidae. Bases 14 to 790 code for a protein of 258 amino acids. The transcript has 7 exons. The record is from RefSeq and is a predicted model, not a curated record.
UUACGACCCACCUAUGCAUCACAGGAUAUGUUCCCGACAUUUUGUUGAUGGCAGUCCAACACCUGAAAACCCAUAUCCCACGUUAUUUGCUUACAAUAAUUACAAGGAGCCUCUACAGAACAGAAGCUCAACAUCCAUCACCAAACGUUCAGCGGCAGAGAAACGUAACGAGUUCCUUGAAAAUUCACACUUGAUGGAGUCGAAUGAAGAGGCAGCUGAUUUUCAGUCCUACAAUGAUAGCCAUAGUCAGUGUUAUAUGGAAAUGGAAUGUGUGGAUUUUCAAACCCCCCCUGUUGUGUCUGAAGAGACAGUGGCUUCUGCGUGUGAAACACUGAACACAGUUGUGCAACCAUGCCAGCCUGACCAUGAGUAUGCAUCUGCAGCUGUAGGUGAAAGCCAUGGACCAGAUACAGUUGACAGUGGAAUACAGACAGAUAUAGGGAUGGAGGAAAUGGAGGAACUCAUGGCUCUAAAGAAGAAGUUUGAAAAUCCUGAUGCUCUCAUGAGAAACCUCUUCAUUGAAAAGGUCACAGCAACUGAUAGGAGUGUAAAGCAGUACACUGGUAUUCCAUCAAAGUCAAUGCUACAUGGAUUGUAUGAAGUGUUAGAUGAAGCAUCGCCCAACAUUAAAUAUUGGAGUGGACAAAGCAGUGCUGAGGAAACUCCAUACCAGCAGAAUGCGGAUAGGAGGAAAACUGGACCAACAAGAAAACUGUCGAAAUAUGAAGAAUUUAUUAUGACUUUAUUCGUUUACGCCCAGAUCUCCUUCUGCACAGUCCAGAACUUAUAG